AUGUCCGAAAGGUACAACAACAACGGUUCCCAAAACUUCUACUCCGUCGUCUCGCCGGUGCGAGGGAGCGGCGCCCUUGGCCAAGGUCGCGGCGGGGCGCCGGCGAGGAGGUCGAGGGCGAGGGUCCUCCCUGAGAAGAGGGACGAGCCGAAGAACGUACGGGACAAAGGGGAGGAGGAGGCGCCGGCGGCUAAUCGCGCCCAGCUGAACCUCACCCUGGUGGGAUCGCCGGCGCCGAGGUCGCAGGUGAGGACGCUGAUCGCGGCGGCGAACGCCGCGAGGUCCCGAAAAACCAGGAGUCCCGUGGGAGGGACGGGCAGGAGCCGGGAACCGAUCGCCGGCUGUUUGGAGAAGUUGAACCAGUUCGCGGACAAUCCGACGAAGUUCGUGCGCCUAGAGGGGAGCCGGGGGACGGGUGCCGAACUCGAGCUGGACCUAGCAUUCUCGGAGCGUACCGACGAAUCGGACAAUUACUACGAUUCCCACAAUAUCGCGUUCGGUGAGAACGGGGAGUACAGGAUACCGGAAUACGACCACAUACGAUUCCUGCAAUUCAGCGUGGGGGACGCCCGCCGCUCCGGAGGGACUCGGCCGCCCUCGGCCGCCGCCGCCGCCUCCCCGAACGCCGGGGACGCGCCGCGGCCGGGCGGCCGUGACACCCGGAGCCCGAUCUCCUCCCUGCGCGGCGACGAGGUGCGAAUAUCGUCCGGCGAACUUCUCCCCGAAGAGGAGGUCUCCUCCCCCGGGAACCCGGAGUCGGCCGACAGCCGCCCUCGCGGGACGCGGAGCCACCCCCUCGGCUCGGCCGCGAACUACAAGAACACCGUCAACCCGGCGGUGGAGAGGUUCAUGCUGGACCCCGGCGGGGGGGACGAUAGUCCGCCGAAGGUCGCCUCCGGAACGUCCGGCGCAUCCGCCUCCUCCCCCGGGACCGGCAGGACGAACUUGAGCAGGACCUCCAGCGCGGAUGGUACCUGGCACGCGCACAGUCUGAACAGUCCCUAUUUCGCUUCGUUGAGAGGGAACGACCGCGGCGACCUUGACGAUGAUUCCUCCGGGACGCCGAGGGAGGUCGGGUGGCACGAGGAGCCGGACGAGCGCCUCACCAUCGUCAAGGACUCCGCGAGGUCGUCCGCGAACGGCGCCGCCCUGAGGUACACAUUCAUCGCGGACGAGAUAGCGUUCGCGGAAUCCCCAGCGAUCGUCGACGGUUCCGUCGAGGCGUUCGCGAAAAUCGAGGAGCUCGACGGCGGCCAUUUUGGAACGCCGGAGGUCCCGCGCUCCCCCGCUUCACCGUCGUCGUCGUCGUCGUCUUCUUCGUCGCGGGUUUCCAAUUCUUCCGCUUCUUCUUCGUCUCGUUCGUCCUCCGGAGGAUCGAGAGGGUCCUCCAAGGCUUCCGGCUCGGCGGGGACGGGAACGGGGGGUCGGGAGGGGGGCGAAAUCCUCGGGGAAUCGGGCCACGCGGUGCCAUCGGAUUUUGCCCCGAUUUCGAACGAUAUUCUGCGGAUGACUGUCGAGGAGGUUUAUUUGGCCGCUGAGUAUUCAAGGAAAUUGUCGGCCAUUUUUGAUCAGGUGCUGAAGAGAUCGGAGAGCGGCGAUUCGGCGACAGGCGAAAUUCGGGGGUCGAGGACGCAGGACUUUCCCAGGAGUUUCUGACAGGAGUGCGGCUGAUUUUGUGAAACGGUCACUAAACCAUCCCUUUCAAAAACUAGGAGCAUUCGUCAUCCAAUUGUCAUGCGGAUGUCAAUAAAACAGCGAAAAUACAAUGCACAUAUACACAGGAGUAAACGUUUAUUUAUUUUUUGAACAAGUUUGUCCCUCAGUUGUAAAGUUCUUUUGUAGAAUGUUUUCUAACCUCUAGCGAACUUGUACGGCGUCGCCGGUCUGGGCCUUUAUCCAAUCAACGUAGCGGGUGAGACGAGUGUAAACGCUGGGCCAUCCUACCUCGCACCCGAAGGAUAU
Molecule: messenger RNA, 1962 nt
Organism: Athalia rosae (coleseed sawfly)
Lineage: Eukaryota; Metazoa; Arthropoda; Insecta; Hymenoptera; Athaliidae
Exons: 2
Coding region: 1-1656 (551 amino acids)
Source: RefSeq, a predicted model, not a curated record